UCGGUGAGUUGAAUCAAAUGAUCCGACACACCUAAAAGGGCAGGUGUUAACCAGUAGUUUAACCAGUUACAGCUAAAUACCUAACUCUGAGUAUAUUCUAUAUUAGUCAGUAGUUCUCACGUUUUACGUUGAAUAUUUACAUUUUUGAGUGUUCUUCUCCCAAACAGGACAAUGACUGGUAAAGGAUCACUGAUGACAUUGAGAGGGACAGUUGUUAAUGGAACAAAGCUGAAAGUGCCAGAGGCUGAAGAUGCAGCUGGGUUUGGUAAUGAUUCUCCAGCAAAGAAGAUGAAGGCGUCUCGUACUAAAUCACUCCUUGCGGAUGGAGCCGAUGAGUUUGAAACAGCAUGGUCAGGUACAGACGAUGCUGUCAGAGACAUCAAUCUCCUGUUCUCAAAAUACUCAGAGGUGCUGAGAGAGAGAGCUGCCGUGGAUGCAUCACAGAUCCAGGAGCUGACGGAUAUUCUGACCGAGGCCAUGAACCUGGAAUCACAGCUUAAGGAAAAGAAGGAACACCUGAGACAGGCUUUGGCUAUUAUUUCAGACAAACUACAGGGCUAGUCAUCAGACAGAUAAUUCAUUCAUUUAGAGUAUUGGAGCCUUGUUUAGUUUCAGGUUUGAUCUCUGAACAUUGUGGAAGUUCCUGUUUUUCAUGGCAAGUUUUUCUGUAAUUCUUUAAUAAUAUUUGUUAUGUUCAGGUGUUAAACCUACUUUGAUAUUAUUAAUCUGUUUGGAGGCCUUGUUAAAAGGAUGACUUUAUUCAGUGGAUUGUAGUAGCAGCACUUUGAGUGAUAUUUAUUCAGAAUUCAUUUUUAGUUUGGAGUUGAUUGUUCUAAGAGAUUUGUGGAUUGCUUGAUGCAAAUGUGCUGUCAAUAAUAAACAUGACAUUCUCUUUC
This is a messenger RNA of Tachysurus fulvidraco (yellow catfish), 896 nucleotides long. RefSeq names its product testis-expressed protein 12. NCBI's taxonomy places the organism in Eukaryota, Metazoa, Chordata, Actinopteri, Siluriformes, Bagridae. The coding region runs from base 172 to 561 and encodes 129 amino acids. The record is from RefSeq and is a predicted model, not a curated record. The transcript has 5 exons.